AUGAUGGCAGUGAACGUCAAGAUGAUGGCUUACAUCGACACGUUCUGCUGCGUACCUUGCGCAACACACCCGGUCUUUGACGAGCAGGCCUGGCAAGAUCUCAUCCUCCCAAAAUGUCAAGACUGCUCUGCCGCCAAUGGGCCAGACAUUGUUUUCGGCUACUCGAUGCGCAUCUUGCCGGUGAUUGGAGCAGCAGCCUCGCUGGUUGACGACUUCUUCCAAAUGAUGAUUACGCCCGUGGGCUUUGUCUCUUCUCGAUGUCAUCUCCUAGAAAAACUUGAAUCAGCUUGCCAAGAUCUUCCACCUCCUCAACAUCAGCCAGAUCCAAAUACUGAUCCAUCGGCUCCGCCAACGAGUCUCAAAAUCCGCGAUGCCAACGCCUGCAUCGCAGCCGCCCGGGCCCACAGCCUGGCAACACAAAUCUUCCUGCUCCGCGCGGACGAGGGUGACUCAAGCACGUUGGCAGCCGAUCGUCCCACAAAGCAUCCCCUGGCUUUGGUGGAGCAGCUAUACGACGCCGUUGCCGCCGUGCCGCUCGACACGCAUGCGGCGACCAUGAUGGUUUGGCCCGUGUUUGUGCUCGGCUGCGAGAGCAUGGCGGUGAGCGCACGGCGGUAUGAGGUAGAAGACCUGUUUGAGAGGAUUAUCGACAAGCAGAAACUUCUCAAUAUCUCAGUGGCGCUCAAGAUGCUGCGGGAAAAUGUUUGGACGGGCGGUGUGACAAACACUGCCAGCCCUGCGAGUGAUUUGUCCCCUGCAGAAGAGCCGUGUCGAUAUACACAGAAUCAGUGGGUCAAAAUGUGUUGGGGAGAGCGGCUGCAACUUUGUUCGGCAUAG
Colletotrichum costaricense is the source of this 837-nucleotide messenger RNA. RefSeq lists its product as uncharacterized. Lineage: Eukaryota; Fungi; Ascomycota; Sordariomycetes; Glomerellales; Glomerellaceae. The transcript has a single exon. The record is from RefSeq and is a predicted model, not a curated record. Bases 1 to 837 code for a protein of 278 amino acids.